Messenger RNA from Mizuhopecten yessoensis (Yesso scallop), 2835 nucleotides. RefSeq lists its product as uncharacterized. The record is from RefSeq and is a predicted model, not a curated record. Gene Ontology annotation, molecular function: copper ion transmembrane transporter activity. Gene Ontology annotation, cellular component: membrane. Gene Ontology annotation, biological process: copper ion transmembrane transport. The transcript has 6 exons. Lineage: Eukaryota; Metazoa; Mollusca; Bivalvia; Pectinida; Pectinidae. Bases 833 to 1336 code for a protein of 167 amino acids.
GCAUCGUUCGGUAAUCAGGCAGGCCGAACGGUUAGACCUAAUGUUACGGGUAUAUUUGUAUGUGUACACAGAAAUGAACAGUGUGUAGAAGACUCAACCUGUCAAAAGGGGUAAACAUUUCAUUAUUGCCUUUACUGAAGGACAAAUAAUUGCAUGUACAAAUGGCCUUGCGGCACUUAAUCCGCAAAUGUACCUAAGCCUUACCAAGUCUUUUCAUAAUCUUCCAUAUAAUUUUUAUGAUUAUGAUGUUGGAUAAGGAGAUAUUUUAUGAAGUUUUUGUAAAUCGUCUGAAACUUGAAUACAAAUCAAAAGGUUUAUAGGAUAUUAAUCUCUGUCUGAAUAAUAUGUGUAAUGUGUGUCAGCUGUUCCCGGAAGUGGCUGGUGUUUGUGACAUAAUACACGCUUCACUAAAGCUCUCGUGGGCUAACCGUCUGUUUGUAGGAACACAUUCACGGAUUUGUAUACACGGGGACAAUGAAAUGUCCUUAACAAUUUGUGGACACUUCAUUUUAUUCAGGUUGUGUUAUAACUAGGUCAGAGUGGUCAGUCUUCAAUAGUUAACAUACAUAAAACAUUCAUACAUGCGUGUCCGUCCUGUCUUAGGAGGCGGGUACAGGUGAGGCAAAGAUACGAAAGGAAAGGGCUAAAGGCCUUGUGACACUCGAACCACAGCUGUCAAGUCUUAGCCUGUAGAUAAUAUCCCCACAAAGGAGACGUCUGUCAGCGAUCUGAAUACAUGGUUACGGAAACUCGGGCAAUAAGGUAACGUGUCGCUUUAAGAUGCUAAUAUCGUUUGAUGCCAUGAAUUAGAUCCUCAACCAACGAAACCAAAAUGAAGAUGACAAUGUCGACCAAUACGAGCGGGGAGACGGUUAUACUGAAGAUCUGGGACACUGGCACAGUUCCAGGUCUGGUGUGUGCUAUGGUGGUAUCUGUUGUUCUGUCCGUUCUGCUUGAAUACAUCCACGUUCUAAUGAAGUACACGUUGGAGCAAAACAGCGCCGAAAAAUCCGUCAAAUACAGGAAGGAAAGGUCAAUGUUCUGCAGUGAUUCCAUGAAGACCCAGGUAAUAGUUACAAUAUACCAUGUGCUGCGUGUUGCCGUUGGAUACUGUUUGAUGUUAUUUGUGAUGACGUUUAACGUCUGGAUAUACACGUCAGUAGUUUUGGGGUCCGGAACUGGAUUUUUCCUCUCGCACGCAUUCCCGUGCGUGAGUGUUGCACCUGCACAGGACCGUGAUUCAGAUUCGCCUAUCCCGCUCUCAGAGCGACACGACGAGGAUUUGGACGUUCACCGUCAGGAGGAGGAGACGCUGUAUGUGAGGACAACACGGUGAUUUGAUACACGUGCUUUAAUUACAGGUGUGAUAAAACACACGAGAUUCUUGAGGAACACGUUUUCUUGACCAAUAUAUUGUUUACGUAUGACGCGUGUUUCUUUCGACGCUAUGAAUUGCUCAUGAUGAAGUGCGUCGACUUUUAAGACGCUGAGGGCGACACCUGAUAGUUCGUUGAUUGUAGACAGUCUACCUAUUCCCUGAACAUGAGGUUGUAAUGGAAUUAUCUCAAACCGAGGGGUAAUGCUCUUGAUUUGCUAAACCAAAGCUUGCUUUCAAGUCUCAACGUAGAGGACUGUGCUUGAAGUUUAUAACAUAUCUCAGAAGUUUCUAACCGCUGUUACGUCAUACUUACGUCAUCAAAGUGCUUCUUUCUACAUACUAUCAGGACGUGUCACAUAUCACUUUAUAUGAAGUAGCAUACUGUUAUCUAUUUAUUCAUUUUUAAUCUGAUAUCAAUAUGUAUUGUUCAUUUAUUACAUUGAUGUAUGUUAAUAACAUGCUUUAAGAACUGCUACACAGGGAAUAUAGACUUGCUUAGAGUAUUUAUUUAAUAUAUGCGAUAGAUUAUUGCUUGGUCGAUGGAUUUAUUAGUUUUGACAUAAGGAAUACAUAUUAGCUGUGUUUGGUCGUUAUUAAGGAUCCCUGUCCCUUUUUUAGUUAUUAAGAAUACCUGCCCCAUUGGACUGCACGUCCUUAAAUGAACUUAGCUGUUGAUAGGACGUUAAACUCAUUGGACUGUGUUUGUUUAUAUAUAUAUACAAUAACCUCCCUUAAUUUCGUUUUGGAUUAAAUAUAGCACAGUUGCGCCACGUCACUUCCGUUGGCUCACAAUAGUUAGCUCAGUCGGUUAGAGAUAUUUUAACAAUCUGAAAUCCAGGGUUCGAGUCCCGGUCUAGCCCCUUUGAAUUUGUUACACUUAAAACAGUGUUGUUUGUUCUUAUCAUUUGAACCAUUUUUCAUAAGAGUCCUGCAAGGUUUGGUUUUCUUUUCGGCAAUGAUUUAUUAAAGUUAUAAUCAUGCUGGAAAAACAGUUUCCAGUUUUUGACAGUGGUAGUGGGAUCCUUACGUGUUACAAAUUAACACACUUAAGCUUACUGGAAGUAUUAUAAGAAGUAAUAUAUCAGUAUGAACAUAGUGCAACGAGAAAGUGGAAACGAUAUACUGUAACACUGUCUCGCGUUCAUAUUUUGAACGGUGGUCCAUGUUCACAUUUGGACCCUUAUGGUGAUCAUUUGCAGGAUAUACAGGGUAUCUGCUUUUGUCGUAUAAGCUGAUGCUCUACAACACUUGCAGAUCAAUGGGGAGGGCCGGCGCUGUAUUAAUCCUAGUUGAGUUGAGUCAUAGACGCUGUGCUCGUUCUGUUCUCUUUAGUCAUAACAUGCAUGUAUUAAUUUCGACAUACAUAUGUUAGCUUCAACAUGGAUGCUUCUCUGAAGUGGAAUAUACUGUUGUUAUGCAUUUGUUUUUUAAUUAUGCAAAUAAAACCAAACUAAGAU